Messenger RNA from Poecilia reticulata (guppy), 3943 nucleotides. RefSeq names its product CMP-N-acetylneuraminate-beta-galactosamide-alpha-2,3-sialyltransferase 1-like. The record is from RefSeq and is a predicted model, not a curated record. Gene Ontology annotation, biological process: sialylation. NCBI's taxonomy places the organism in Eukaryota, Metazoa, Chordata, Actinopteri, Cyprinodontiformes, Poeciliidae. Gene Ontology annotation, cellular component: membrane. Gene Ontology annotation, molecular function: beta-galactoside (CMP) alpha-2,3-sialyltransferase activity.
GGUGUUAAAUUAUGAACCCAAAUUUCUUUUGAGUCACAUUUGAUCUAUGUGGCUUUAUUUUAUAAAAGCUGAACCUAACAUGGUUACUUGAUUUCUUGAAGGUGGAAACUCCUCCCUUCCUACUAACCCUUUAACAAGGCCUUUACCAGCGUAGUUCUGAGUUGUAGCUUUUAUAAUGAGCUCAGCUGAGGCUCAGUUCCACCAGGUGUUUGCUAAUUGCUACUGCUAGUCUGAAGGAGCUGAGUGGGGGCGGUUUGAGGGCUGCUCUGUGAUGUGGAAGCUCAGAAGCUUCAAAAAUGCAAGGAGGAGCUGUGGCUUGAAGGCGGAGCUAGGUCCACCCAGUUGAUUUACACAGCUGAAUGGUUGCCACGAGAGAUUAAAGACAUUGCCAAACAAUCAUGAAUCAUGCAUGUUUUUGAUGAGGGAAUAACAUUAUAAGAUGAUAUAGAGCUAAAAAAAAAAAAAGGAGUAAAUUUGCAUCACACCCAGCAUAAGUAAGUGUUGCCAGCUUGGUUCAUCAAUUAUUAUUUAAAUAUCUAAACCUUAUCAGACAGGUGUUGAUAAACAAUAAGUGAGUCUGAGAACCAUUUGGCUAUUUUUGUUGAUAAUCAGGUGAUGCUAAUUUAAGUCUAAAUGACUAAUGUUGCUAAUAAUUUCCCUCAGCAGCUCUGCAGUUUCUCAUGGCCAAACCAAACCAAUCGCUGUGCAAAAUGUAUUUGUUCCUCUGAUCUGAUGCUGGAGAGACUCUGGUCACUUUCUACAAGCCUGUUGUUGGUAUUGUUGCCAAGGUAACCCAUGCAAAUGGACAUGCAAAUAUACUGUGUGUCAAGAUGGACAUGUGAAGGCAACCAAAUUUGCUCUAGUUUCUCCUGACCGGCAUUCAUCUUCUCACAGAGCUGAGCCCAUUUCUAGAGACAACCACUAAUUUGGAAUACUGCACUUUUUAUGACUGCUAAAGUUUAAGAAGUGAUAUUCGCUUCAUUUGUCACUAAACAUUUUAGUGAUAAACAACUUGGACUCAUACUGUAAAGUGCUGUUAGCACAAAAAUACUCUAUGUAUUGUAUGUUUGUGCUAUUUGUAUGUUUGGUGCAAAACCCUAAAAACAACAAAAAAUCUGAAUCUGACUUUACAGAGGAAACUGACCCAUAUGACCACGACUAGUUUUCUUUUCCUUGGAAAGAUUCAUAAGGAGAAACUUAUUAAAACUAGAAACCUUUGAACUCUACAGAACGUCUUCACAUUAAGUAACUUUUUUUUUUAAGAUUACCCGACUAACACUUCUAUUUAAAGUACGCGAGACAGAUGUACGAGGCUGAACAUGGGAUCAUUUCUAAUAUCUCUGUUGCUUUGUAUUUUUCAUUGUUUAUGUUUUUAAUUUGUUCAGAAAAGUUUUUUGUUGCUUCAGUAGUGAGUAACUGCAUCUAAAAUGAUGAUUUGAUGCAUUCUUUUGUCUACAACAGUAAAAUACUUGUGUCAAGUAGGAGAAGUGGACAGUGGGAGCAGAGACAGAGAGAAAGAGUUGUUAUCAGAGACAACUUUAUUAAGAAAUCUGGCUGAUGAUGUUGCAAAGAAGCACUCUUCAUUAAACCAAGAAAAUUAUGGAAAGAAAAAAAUCCUCUCUUUGAAGAAUUUAUUUGAGUUGCAACAGGAUUUAAUUUCCCUAUUGGAUCAAUAAAAUAUUUUGGGAAUGAAUUGAACUGAAUUGAAUCUCUGAGCAGCUUCCUGAAUCUGGGUCAGGAAGCUCAAACACCACAGCUACUUUUUUUUCAUACAGCAGAUUUGGUUGUAAUGAAACUAAAGUGCGGCUAGUGAAUUAGACCCAGCUUUCCAAAAAACAAAGUGAAUUUGAUCCAAGGUACUCUGCUUUAGCAAGAGGUUUAGCUUUUCAGAGGCUAGUUGGGAAACUCUGGGAAAGGCAUCUCCGGUUAUUAGCUUGAACAGAUUUUUCAUUAAACAAGUUGAACCACAUGAAAGCUGGCUGACUUUUCUGUUUUAAGCUUUUCCUAUGACUAAGUACAGAAACGCACGUGCUUCUCUCCGGGUUUGGGAAUGUUAACCGACUUGUGCGUUUCACCUUUUCCAGAUGGAAAAGCUCCAGCAGCAACGAGAGCAACUCUUCCAAGAUGAACAAAUGGGAGACGAAGGUUUUCCUGCUGUGUGCGGCUGCCGUUGGGCUACUGCUAAAGUCACAUUUUAAUAACUGUCCCAGCUUAGAAGACAGAAACCUGUCCUUGCAUGAACUGGAGCCUGAGUUUUCUGAUGUUAAUGCAUUGCUUAGUCAUCACCUGAGGUAUUCUGUCAAACCGCUUCUCUCUGCAAACGUCAGUCUUUCUGAGGAAGCAUUUAGCUGGUGGAAGGUAAGUUGUCAUACCUUCAUAUAUGUCAGCAACUACAGCGUGAGAAACAUGACCUCAACUGCUAUAAAUAAACAGUGCAGAAGCUGUUUGAGAUAUUCCCACCCACUUCCAGAGCCAAACACAUAAGAUACAGGACUUGUGCAGUCGUGGGAAACUCCGUCAACCUGAGAGGAGUGGCUUAUGGACGCCUUGUAGAUUUCCAAGAGGUCAUUAUAAGAAUGAAUGGUGCACCAAUACAAGGCCACAAAGAAGAUGUCAGCGUCAAAACAACUCAUGAAGGGAGCCUGCUGAACUCCAGCUCCUGCCACGUUCUGGGGAUACUUUUAAAUCUGCAAGGAUUUUUAUUUGACUCGUCUCCUGCCUCCUCAUGUGAUACAUUGGGAGAAUCCAUCAACUUAACAACAACUAUAUUUUCCAAUCUCCUGCUGAACAAAAAUCGCACAUGCAGAAUGACUUUCAAAAUGAAACUGUUGGUUUUCCUGCUGAGCGUGGCUGUGGUUGGAAUCUUAAAGUUCUACUUCAGAAGUUCUCCAGCGACCCAAACCUCGGCGCCCUCUUUAAUCAAAGACAAUCUGCUGUUUAUGCGUCACAUCGAGCCAUUUUUGUCUGCAAAGACCAACCUGUCUGUGGAAACUUUCACCUGGUGGAGAGCCAUUCAGUUUGAGCUACGUGACCUCGGUUACUUUAACUUAACACAGAAGAGGCUUUUUGAAAUAUUCCCAUCUAUUCCCAUAUUUGGAAAACCCACGGCGGACAGAGUCAGAAGCUGUGCUGUGGUGGGAAAUUCUAUGAACUUAAAAGGUUCCGGCUAUGGGCGCCUAAUAGAUUCCCAUGAAGCCAUUAUAAGAAUGAACUUUGGUCCAGUCAAUGGCUACGAAGAAGACGUGGGGACCAAAACAACACAUCAUGCCAUGUACCCAGAGAGCGCCAUGGAUUUAGAUAACUCUACUCAUCUUGUACUGUUUCCAUUUAAGAUAAAUGACAUUGAGUGGAUCAUCAAGGCCUUCACAACAGGUUUCUAUGGAAGAUCUUACGCACCAAUAAAAUCCAAAAUAAAAGCCAACAAAGACUUGGUGCUGGUGGUCAAUCCAGCUUUUAUGAAGUAUACUCAUGAGGUCUGGCUGAAAAAGAUGGGGUUGUAUCCAUCCACUGGUUUUAUGACUUUUCUUCUUACACUUCACGUUUGUGAUGAGGUCCAUGUGUUUGGUUUUGGAGCAGACGAUAAGGGGAGCUGGGGGCAUUACUGGGAAACGCUUCAAGACAAAAACUUCAAAACCGGACCUCACGCUGGAACCCACGAGUAUAAAAUCAUUCAGGGGUUGGCUGAUGGGAAAACAAUCAAACUCUAUAAAGGCUCGUGAGCUUUUUGUCUUGGACUGUAGAGGUCAGGAUUAGUUCAGUGAUAGUGAGUUUUCAUUCUCUGAUUAUUAUAAUAAUACAGUAAUAUAUUUUGUCACCACAUGCAAACCUGAGGCCUGCUAGAUCACAUCUCACUUUAAACAAGCAAACUUUGAAGCUUUUUCAAACAUUUAGAUUAUUUUUGAUUGAAUAAUAUUGUAGACCAGUGUUUCCCAACCCUGGUCCU